Ornithodoros turicata is the source of this 937-nucleotide messenger RNA. RefSeq lists its product as uncharacterized. The coding region runs from base 359 to 880 and encodes 173 amino acids. Lineage: Eukaryota; Metazoa; Arthropoda; Arachnida; Ixodida; Argasidae. The record is from RefSeq and is a predicted model, not a curated record. The transcript is spliced from 9 exons.
GUAUUACUUCAGAGAACAAUUCGACGGCUGUGAAGUCAAAAUCAAGGUCAUAGGAACACGUAUCUUUACCGCUCAGGAAGAAGAAUUAUACCUGCCCAAAGUUGUGAAAGACGGGCAGAUAAGUGUUGAUUUGCGAAAUGUAACAUUCGAUGGAUUUGUUGCCCUGAAUCCCGAAGUGGACGCGGCGGAUAUCGUGGUUUUUCUCACGGGGUACAGUUUGCUAUACAGCAAUGAUGAUAAGAACGUGUACUCCCCAGACGAGUCCAGAAUUUGCACUCGGGACAAAUACAUUGUGCUCACUGAUCAAGCCUUUAGUUACUCUGCAUACGACGACCUUGCAUGGAAGCUGGGAAGCAAGAUGGGAGUUGAAGAGUACGAUCCUUCCGGGAAUGUUUGCCUCCGCAUUCAGAACGCAUACAGACAGUCUCUCACCGGGAAUGCGGUUUCAAAUGGAGAGCCCGUCCUCUGUUACAACACAAUGAAUACCUGCUGCCUACCACAUUUCUACGGAAUAUACAACCUACGCAGAGAACCUUUUUGCAAGCGUUACAACGGCUGGGAGGUAGCUAGCACAGAUACGGAUCUAGACAACGAGGGAGGAAAAUACAUGUGCGAGUUCACAUGCCUAGAAGAAAAGGGACAUGAAGUGGGAGGUCCAGCACCCGUAGGAACGGUGAAGAAAGCGACGUCGGAGUAUUGGACCCGAUCUCUACUUUGCCCUUCAGACGAGGAUGUGAUCUGCGACCCUUUUGGAUAUGAUCGUCGUCUUGGUCGUCAGCCCAAGCGUACGUACAAGCAUUUCAAAAAGGCAAUCAUCAAUGCGUGGGAAUUGGACGACUACGAAGUUCCAGAAACAGAUGUGACAUUCUGCAUGCAAUAGGGAACACUGUUUUCAGGAGUCAGAAUAAAGGUUUGGACAUUGCGUUCAUAACAGGAA